UUGCGGUAUAUUGGUUAAGCAAAUCUGAAAUAAUAUGGAAGCGGCAACAGCCACUUUGGUUAGCGAGCCACAGUUGGCCACUGCCCCAGAAUUGCCCAGCACAUCAUCAAAUGCCGGCAGCAAUGAGAAUGGCAGCGACAACAAUGCCAUGGAGCGUGUGGACACUGACAACAUUGGCUGGGCCAAGAGUCCCACUGAGUCCACAUCGGAGCUGCGCCAUAGGUCAACAUCAUAUUCAUUCACGGGCAGCGCCCUGGCCAGCGGCAAUAUUGCAGAUCUGAAUGGGACUGCUGCAAAUGAGGUGAAUCCGUCGUCAUCGUCGUCAUCAUCAACAAAAACAACAGCAGGAGCAUCUGCAUCUGCAUCUGCAUCAGCAACAACAACGGGCAGCAACAGCAACGACAACGAGAAGGAACAAAGCGAGGAAUCACUAUACGAGUGCAAUAUUUGCUUGGACACGGCAAAGGAUGCGGUGGUCAGCAUGUGCGGCCAUCUCUUCUGCUGGCCCUGCUUGCAUCAAUGGCUGCAAACACGCCCAAAUCGCAAGCUCUGCCCCGUUUGCAAGGCAGCCGUUGAUAAGGAUAAAGUCAUACCGCUUUAUGGCCGCAACAGCACACGCCAAGAAGAUCCACGCAAUAAGGUGCCGCCUCGUCCUGCCGGACAGCGCUCAGAGCCCGAGCCAGCACCUGGCUUUCCGGGGUUUGGUUUUGGUGAUAGCUUCCAUGUAUCAUUCGGUAUUGGUGCUUUUCCAUUUGGUUUCUUUACAUCAUCGCUUAACUUCGGCGAGCCGCGUCCAGCAGCUGCUAAUCGCGGUACCACACAGUACGACGAUGAGCAAACGCUGUCCAGACUGUUUUUGUAUCUCGCCUUUCUAUGCAUCGGCUGGCUUCUGUUUGCCUAGCAAUCUCUGGGCCACAGAACUUUUCAAUUAACAGAACAGGCUCCGCUACAGCAAUAAGGAAAUCACCAACUAUAGCAAACAACAUCAAGAACACUAAGAUUUGCAAAAAAGAAAAAAUAAAAUAGCAUAAACACAAACAA
Molecule: messenger RNA, 1041 nt
Organism: Drosophila navojoa
Lineage: Eukaryota; Metazoa; Arthropoda; Insecta; Diptera; Drosophilidae
Product: suppression of retinal degeneration disease 1 upon overexpression 1
Biological process (GO): ubiquitin-dependent protein catabolic process
Cellular component (GO): endoplasmic reticulum
Molecular function (GO): metal ion binding; ubiquitin protein ligase activity
Source: RefSeq, a predicted model, not a curated record